GCAGAUAGUGGACAGCACAACCUCAUCAGUUUUCCAAUUGCCUCCUGGUUGGUCUGUCAAAGAAUGUCACCGUAUUAACUCUCCGAGCAACCCCGGCCGUAUCGACAAGUACGAAUAUCUAAACCAUGCAAAACUUGAAAGCGUGGAACAUUUCUAAAGCAAGCAAAAAAAUUUAUGUAACUAUCCACAUAUUCGUGUACCUGAAUGAAUGGAUGUAUUACUACGAGCCUGAUUCUGGACGACGGUUUCGUUCCCUGAUAUCCAUUCAGAAAUAUCUGAGCGGGGAUACAGAAGACACAAUUAUGCCUAAGAGAAUGAAGUCUGACAAUAAAAAUUAUAUGCAAAUCGUACCCUUCAACACCAAGAGUGGCUCAUCGUAUGGACUGCCCGAUAAUUGGGUUGUUCAGGAAAGGCCUCGUAUUAGAGGCAGAAUCAUUGACAAGUAUUACAUUGAGACAGGGACUGGACUGUGUCUCCGUUCUCGGAUAGCUGUUGAGAGAUACCUUGCAGCAGGGAAAGAAGUUCCAUCCACAAGCAAUGCAAAAUCAGAUGAUCAAUUAACUGUGUGUUUGAUGAAUGAAGAUAUCUCUGAUGAGAACCAAUCCCUGAGCAUCAUAAUGAAACACCUUAGAGAGGCAGGAAAGCUUAAAUCUACACCCAUGUGUCUAAAACCAGACAGUCCAGCACCUUCAAAGAAUUCUAGCUUUGAGGAGAAACAUAGUUCUGACGCAGCAGUUAAUCCUUCAACACUUGAUUUUUCCAGCCUACCAGCAAAAGUGAAAUGGGUUCUUGGUGGCCCUGUAGGAAAUAUGUGGAAUCCUUUUGUGGGUGAAUCUGUGGUCCCAGAAUCUGUGAAGCAAGAAUGGUUUGAGACAUUUGUAGACUCUAUACAGUUACAGGCUACUGAUAAUGGAGGCGCCUGAAUUUAAGGCUGCCCUUUUUGGAGGUUCAGGUGAGGCCGGAUUCCAAGUUAACAUUAGUUGUGAAGCAGCCUGUAAAAUUGUUGAUAAAGUCUUCAACCUGGCAAAGUUACAAAUUGGAGGUGUAGGUGCAACCUUUUGAUGCUUUCCAUAUCAAUGUUUAGACAUGGAAUUAUAUAUGAAACUUGAUGAAGGCGUUUCAUGUUGCACCA
This is a messenger RNA of Mangifera indica (mango), 1132 nucleotides long. Its product is annotated as methyl-CpG-binding domain-containing protein 7-like. Lineage: Eukaryota; Viridiplantae; Streptophyta; Magnoliopsida; Sapindales; Anacardiaceae. Bases 126 to 923 code for a protein of 265 amino acids. The transcript has 8 exons. The record is from RefSeq and is a predicted model, not a curated record. Gene Ontology annotation, molecular function: DNA binding.